Molecule: messenger RNA, 11553 nt
Organism: Purpureocillium lilacinum
Lineage: Eukaryota; Fungi; Ascomycota; Sordariomycetes; Hypocreales; Ophiocordycipitaceae
Source: RefSeq, a predicted model, not a curated record
AUGUCGGGAACCACAAUCGACGACGUCGUAAGACGGCUUAGCUCCGCAGACACAGAAAUCAGACUGAAGCUCGAAGCGGCGACGACUUUGCGCGACAGCCUGGACCAUUAUACCAGCGGGCCCAUCUAUCCACCAUUCCUCAAGCGGCUCAUGCCCAUCUUCAUCAACAUCUUGCGUGGACCAUGCAUCUUUCAAAGCAACUCCCCGGAGCAGGCAAGUCCCAUACCCGAACCUGGAGCCCUCACUCACGAUCAGUUGUGGCUAACAUUCGUCCGUCAGAAACUCCGCCACUGCAUUCUAGAGGUCCUCCACCGGCUACCCACCGCCCCUGCCCCCGUCGAGCCCUUCGAACCUUUCGCCGAAGAGAUCUGCGACUUGCUCAUGCAGCUCGUGCGGACGGACAACGAGGACAAUGCGACAUUGUGCGUCAAAGUCACGUCAGACAUCAUGAGACACCAGCACAAGGUCCUUCAGGGCAAGGUCCAGCAGUUCCUCUCACUGAUUCAGGAGCUGUUCGAGCAGAUGGAAAAGGUCGUGCGAGAGCAGCUCGACAAUGCGCCGCCGGCCGCCGGCUCUCAGUCCGGGGCUCCGUCGACACCCGGCAGCACCCAGACUAACUUCCAGUCGCCGCGGCCAGGCUCGCCUGUGGCGUCUGUCACAGAGUUGGGGGCCGAUCCCCAACAGCAGAACCGGCCUCUUCUGAAGGGCAUGCAGUCCUUCAAGGUGCUGUCUGAAUGCCCAAUCAUCGUUGUCUCGAUCUUCCAGAUUUAUCGAAACACGGUGUCGCAAAACGUCAAGGCUUUUGUGCCCUUGAUCAAGAACGUUCUGCUCCUCCAGGCGAGUGCUCAGAAGCAAGCACAUGCCGAUGCUGCGGCGAAAGGUCAGAUCCAUACCGGCGUCAGUCCCGCGGUCAAGAACAGGGCGGCGUUUGGCGAGUUCAUCACAGCCCAAGUCAAGACGAUGAGCUUCUUGGCGUAUCUUUUGCGCCAAUACUCGUCGCAACUGAACGAUUUCCUGCCUACGCUGCCAGAUGUCGUCGUCAGACUGCUCAAGGACUGCCCCCGCGAGAAGUCUGACGAGCGGACCCUUACCGGCGACGGGCUGACGGUAUACGAGACUAUGCGUCCUCUGGCGUACAGCAUGUUGGCGGACCUCAUUCACCACGUACGGGAUUCUUUGAGCCCAGAGCAGAUUCGCAAGACAGUCGAGGUCUACACGCGGAACCUGCAGGACAACUUUCCUGGUACUAGCUUCCAGACCAUGAGCGCCAAGCUGCUCUUGAACAUGGCAGAGUGCAUUGCCAAGCUCCCCAACAAGGUUGAUGCUCGGCAUUAUCUCAUCAUGAUCCUGAACGCCAUCGGUGACAAGUUUGCCGCGAUGAAUCGUCAAUACCCAAAUGCGGUCAAGCUGUCCAAGCAGUACCAUCAACAGGCCGACACGGGCACGACAGAAUCGUACCUUGCGGACAAGGAGAAUCGGCCGGAUUGGGACGAGACCGACAUAUUCUCCGCUGUUCCCAUCAAGAUCUCCAACCCCCGCGACCGAGGCGCCGAUCCUGUCGUUGACAACAAGUUCCUCUUCCGGAAUCUCAUGAACGGUCUUAAAAACACGUUCUACCAGCUGAGGACUUGCAACAUCGGCACGCCGAUAGACCCGCAGAACGCACCAUCGCACUGGCAGGAUGUCUCCUAUGGCUUCACAGCCGAGGAGGUCAACGUCAUCAUCAAGCUGUUUCGAGAAGGAGCCUACGUCUUCCGAUACUACGAGAUAGAGAAACCUGCCACCGAGUCUCAGUACAUGUCUCCGGUGGAGUACAUGGCAAACUUCUACAUGGUCUCCAGCAGUAAGGAGGAAAAAGACCUGCUUGAGACGUUCGCCACGGUCUUUCACUGUAUCGACCCUGCAACGUUCCACGAAGUGUUUCAGCAGGAGAUUCCACGACUUUACGACAUGAUCUUCGAGCACACGGCGCUGUUACAUAUACCCCAGUUUUUCCUUGCGAGCGAGGCGACCUCGCCUAGCUUUUGCGGCAUGCUCUUGCAGUUUCUCAUGGAGCGCAUCGAUCAAGUCGGAUCCGCCGAUGUCAAGAAAUCCUCAAUAUUGUUGCGGUUGUUCAAGCUGGCAUUUAUGGCUGUCACGCUGUUCUCCGGACAAAACGAGCAGGUUCUCCUCCCUCACGUGGUCAGCAUCGUGACCAAGUCCAUCGAGUUGUCGACGAAGGCCGAGGAGCCCAUCAACUACUUUCUCCUGCUGCGCAGUCUGUUCAGGAGCAUAGGCGGCGGCAAGUUCGAGCAGCUCUACAAGCAGAUUCUGCCGUUACUUGAGAUGUUGCUCGGCGUCCUCAACAACUUGCUCAUGGCCGCGAGGAAACCUUCCGAACGAGACCUGUACGUGGAGCUGUGUCUGACGGUGCCCGCGCGGCUUAGCCAUCUGCUCCCUCACCUGAGCUUCCUUAUGCGACCUCUAGUGGUCGCUUUGCGAGCUGGCACAGAGCUUGUCGGCCAGGGGCUCCGCACCCUGGAACUGUGCGUGGACAAUCUCACCGCGGACUACCUAGAUCCCAUCAUGGCGCCUGUCAUCGAUGAGCUCAUGACCGCUCUUUUCAAUCAUCUCAAGCCGCAUCCUUACAGUCACUUCCACGCUCACACCACCAUGAGGAUCCUUGGCAAACUGGGCGGGCGCAACCGCAAGUUCAUGACUGGCGCUGUGCCACUGGCAUAUAAGGCAUACGCGGACGAUCCGUCAAGCUUUGAUGUGCGUCUCAUCGGCUCUAAGAAAGACCGCGCGUUCCGUGCCGACCUGGGCAUCGACUUUGCCAUUUCGAAACUCAUGGAGGUCCCCAAAGUCGGCAAGACCAAUCAGAACCGCCACAACGACGAGUACUACAAGAAGCAGGCUCUGCACUUGAUCAAGGCGCAGCUCAAGCUCCGAAUUGGGUACGAUCAGCUGCCCGAUGAUCUGCCCAGAAUCGUCCGCCUCGAGGCCCAAGAUUUCUUGGCUCGGAAGCUGGACAUCAACUUUGCACCUUUCGAAGUGUCAAACCGUGACAAGUCAAUCGCGAAGAAGGAUGAGCAAGACGACAUCACCAAGAAACUUUUGAAGGCUGUCAUGUUCGCCGAGUCGAUCCCAGAGUUCAAGGAUGAUGCAGAUGGCUUCCUUCUCGAUGUCUGUCGGCACUUUGCCCUGAUUGAGGUUGGACGGGCACUCGUUGACCUGAAGCGGACGUACACGCCGUUCGACCCCAAAGCUGGCGAAGGCCCGCUGAAUAUCGACACGCGGGUCUUGUCCGAGGCCAUCGUUGAAUCCCUCGCCUCUGACCAUCCUGACGUACGGGAAGCUGCCAAGGGCGCGAUCCGUGAGCUCUACAAGAGCACCGCCAUCAUAAUUGGUGCCGAGAACAAUGUUGGGCGACUUCCUCUAUUCAGCCACCUUUGCAGCACCUUCUGCCACAGCUGCUACGAAGAGGAGUGGUUCACCAAGACUGGCGGCAGCCUCGGCAUCAACUUCUUGCUCACGGAGCUGGACUUUGGGGAUGCAUGGGUGGCCUCGAAGCAGACUGAGUUCAUCCGUGCCCUCAUGUAUGUCAUCAAAGACAUGCCUCAGGAUCUGCCCGAAAAGACUAGGUGCUUGGCGCAGACCAGUCUUGAGGUCCUCUUAACACGCAUAACCAAGAACAUCAAGAAGGAAGACGCCUUGCCAGUGCCGCAGCCGGCCGGACAGCCCCCCGUCAAACAGCCGCGCCUCGCGCAGAUUUGCAUGCAGUUAAACAAUGAGCUCUCUCACAUGAACAAGCAUGUUCGUGAGACUGCCAAGCAAUCUUUGGAGCUCAUUGCCAAAGCGGCCGACUGCCAGGUGUGGGAGAUUGUCGAGCCGUACAAGGAGCGCUUCUUGCAACCCAUCUACGCCAAGCCAUUGAGAGCUCUGCCCUUCAGUACCCAGAUCGGAUACAUCAACGCCAUGACGUACCACAUGAGUCUGAAGGACAACUGGGUCAAGUUUGACGACAAUUUGAACCGGCUUCUUAUGGAGUCGUUGGCUCUUGCCGAUGCGAACGACGAGUCGUUGGCAAACAAGCCUGCCGAGUUCCGGACGCACGAGCACAUUGUCAACCUGCGCGUGUCCUGUAUCCGGCUGCUGAGCACUGCGAUGAACAUUGAAGAGUUUUCAAACAGCCCUACUAAGGGGAAGAUCCUGUCGGUCUUCUUCAAGUGUCUCUAUUCGGAGUCGAAGCCAACCAUCGAUGCUGCCAACGAUGCGCUGAAGUCUGUCCUGGCUGUUGACCGCCGCCUGCCUAAGGACUUGCUGCAAGGCGGGCUUAGGCCAGUCCUGCAGAGCCUUUCAGAUCCUAAGAGGCUCAGUGUGCACGGGUUGGACAAUCUCUCCAGACUUCUCAAAUUGCUCACAAGCUACUUCAAGGUCGAGAUUGGGGCUCGGUUGCUCGAUCAGAUCGACUCCAUUGUGGAGCCGAACGCCUGGCAACAGAUUUCGUUCACCUUCUUUGAACAGCACCCUCAGAUGAAGGUCAUCACGGCUAUCCUCAACAUCUUUCAUCUGCUGCCGCCGCCGGCCGAAGCAUUCAAGGAGCGUCUUAUUGACUGCUUUCUGGGCCUUGAAGAGCGGCUGCGGCGGACCAUUCAAAGUCCGUUCCGUGCGCCCAUGUACAUGUAUCUCAACAGGUACCCCAAGGAGGUCUGGGGCUAUCUCCUUGGGAAACUGGACGAUCUCAAGUACGGGCGGCUCUUGGCUCAAGUCCUCUGCCAUCCCGACAGCACAGCACUCAGAGACGUGGCCACCGAGAACAUGGAGGGAUUGAUCAACAAAUGCAAUGAGGUCAUGGCCCAAAACAACGAGAAGAAGUUUGUGGCUGUUGUCAACACGAUCCACGUGCUUGACUCUUUGAGUCGCUGGCCCGCCAACAGCGGCUGGAUGGACAAGAAAGAACACAUCGCUUGGCUCAAGACGACCGGCAAGGAGCUCGAAAACCACCUGCGGAGCUACACUCUACCGGCUACUCUUCGUUUGCCAGCUUAUCAAGCUGCGGAGCAGCUUAUGAACGUUUUGGUCAAGUCACUGAAGCGCAACCCGAAGGAUCUGGACUCGUUGCUCAACCUGAUUGAGUCUGUGACGAGCGAUGAGCUUCGCUCCACCCAGUCCCUGUUCUCGUUCAUUUACGAGAACAUCAUCACCAGCGACUCCGUUGAGUUCUGGAAGACGACAUUUCUGAGGUGCCUGGAAACGUAUUCCGGAAAAGUGGCGUCCAACAAGACAAAGUACUUCCUGCUUCACUACAUCGUGAAUCCAAUCGUCGCAAUGGACGUCAUGCGACACUGGAACCAUCCCGAGCCAAACAGGGCGCAACGCCUGAUGGACCGGUCUGUCAUCGAUGCAGUCAGCACCAGGAUCUGGAAGGUUCACCCUGAAAUGGCGCCCGACGACCAGGCGCAGCCCGGUAUAGACCACACUAGGUUUGAGGUUCUCCAGCUGUCGGCCAUGCUCGUCAAGUAUUACCACACAACGCUUCAGGAUGCACGCAAGGACAUCAUUAAGUUUGGCUGGACCUUUAUCCGGCUUGAUGACGUUAUCAACAAGCAUGCAGCGUACGUGGUCAUCGGCUACUUCAUCGCGCACUACGAGACGCCGCCGAAGAUAGUCAGCCAAGUCUACCUCUCUCUGCUUAAGACCAACCAGAACGAAGGACGGGCGUUGGUGACACAAGCCUUGGAACUCAUAGCCCCGGUCCUACCCAAGCGCUGUGGCGGCACGGGCGUCAACGAGCGUAACGCGCCUUGGGCCGUCGCGCCACGCCGCAUCCUUGCGGAUGAGGGCCAGAACGUGCAACAGAUGACGAGCAUCUUCCAUUUCCUGGUUCGCCAUCCCGAGCUGUUCUACGAGGCGCGAGACAAAUACAUCAUUCUGCUCAUCACCUCGCUACGAAAGGUAGCGGCGCCCCCCAACCCGUCCCACGAAAGCAAGAAGCUCGCCCUGAACAUGAUGUGGCUUGUGUGGACGUGGGAACAAUGGCGCGUGGAGGGGAAAAGCUCGCCGACGCUGGCAAUGCGCGAUCUAUCGAUGUCGCCCACCUCGAGGAAGCGAAAGCUGGAUGCCGAUCAGCCGAUGUCCUCGCCUAGCGACAUUCGGCAGCCAGCCCAGGGCGAGCGAAAUGAGUAUCAGAUCCAGCCCGUGUUCCGACAGAAGAUGGUCAAGUACCUCGUCGAGUUCAUUGCGCAGCUGAAUGAGAGAUAUCAGCUACCGUCUGCUAAACCCCGGGACCAGAACGCCACGACGGUUCCGUUACCGCCACCGAACACAGAUCUCUGCAAGAGGGCCAUGAAACUUCUCUACAAUUUGAUGCAGCCUCAGUAUUGGGGCGAUCUCGAGCUGGAUCUGUUCCCCAAUGUCACUGACGUCAUCCUCGGCAGCGAGAAGACGCAGGCUAUCUUGACCGCCGAUCCGUCCGACAAGGAGAAGUACGACGAGAGAUUCCUCACAAACAUCAUCAACACCCUGCAGGUUGUGCGCAUCGUGUUGAACUUCAAAACCGACGAGUGGAUCCAAAAGCACGUAUCAGCGAUCCAGAAGGUCUUGGAGAAGUGUUUGAAGUGCGAAAACCCCGAGAUCCAGGAUUGUCUUCAUCUCUCAGACAAGACGUAUGAUGAUGAACGAGCUCUCAAGUCCAUCAUCAAGCGCGUUCUUGACGCCGUGCCAGAGGACACUCCGAUGGAAGACGCGGACGCCGAGGGCGAGUCGGAAGUCCAGACGUCGGAGAUCAUCACGUACCUCUCUCAGGCCGCCACGGAGGCUAUGAACAGCACCUCCUACAUCUCUGGUGUCAAUCUCCUUUGGUCAAUUGGGAACCGCAAGCCAGCUGCAAUCGACCAGCACAUCCCCGCGCUGAUGAAAGCGCUGCAGAGCAAGCACGCCCGCGAACACGUCCAGCACUAUAAUGCGGUCGCAAGUCAGGCUGCGAAUGCAAACAACCGCGGCCAAGACAGCAGUGCAACCCCGGGCGAGAUGUCUGCCUAUGACUUGGACAUUCAGACCAAACUGAUGAUCAAGGAGAUCCAGACCGUGGCGCUGAGGAUGGAGCAUCUCGGGGACAACCGAAGACCGUUCCUGAGCGUAUUGGCCACCUUGGUCGAAAAGUCGAUGCAUAUUGAGCUGUGCACAGAGAUCUUGAACAUGGUCGAGGGCUGGGUAUUCCGCUCGGAAGGAACCUGGCCCACUCUUAAGGAGAAGACGGCCGUGCUACACAAGAUGCUUUCGUUCGAGCACAGGCAGGAUCCGACCAUGCUGUCAAGGUUCCUGGAGCUGGUGAUUCGAAUCUACGAAGAUCCGAAGAUCACAAGGACUGAAUUGACCGUGCGUAUGGAGCAUGCGUUCCUCAUAGGCACCAGGGCUACCGACGUCGCCAUGCGAAACCGCUUCAUGGCCAUUUUCGACAAGAGCUUGUCGAAGACAGCCAGCGUUCGCCUUUCCUACGUUCUGACUGUGCAGAAUUGGGACACAUUGGCCGACUCCUACUGGCUUGCGCAGGCGUCCCACCUACUUCUCGGUGCCGUGGAACAGAACGCGAGUAUUCAGCUCAAUCCAGAGGACUUCCAUGUGCCCUCUGCCUCACAGCUGGCCGCCGUUUAUCCCAAGGACAAGGACUCAAGAGAGCCUAACAUGAUGUCUGACGACAAGUUCGAUGCCUUCAUGGCGGGGCACCGCAGAUUCGUUGCAGAGCUUGGCGAGGUCAAGGUUCGAGACAUCCUCGAGCCGCUGGCACAGCUCCAGCACGCAGACACACAGCUCGCCCACCAGCUCUGGGUGGCCAUUUUCCCGCUUUUCUGGUCUGCCACUGCUCGAGAUGAGAGGCCCGACCUCCAACAUGGUAUGGUGGCUCUACUCACAAAAGACUACCACAGUCGACAGAUCGACAAGCGGCCAAAUGUGGUACAGUCUUUGAUCGAGGGUACCGCGAAGAAUUGGCCGGAAUGCAAGCUGCCGCCACACGUAUUGAAGUUUGAGGCCAAGACAUACGAUGCAUGGUACACGGCCCUGGUACAACUCGAAAACGCCGCGAUCUAUUCCGAGGCCGACUCCGCCACUGUUCGGGAGAGUAACCUAGACGCACUCGUCGAUCUCUAUGCGUCUCUUUGCGAGGAAGAUCUCUUCUAUGGCACAUGGCGACGGCGGUGCCAGUUUGUUGAAACAAACGCUGGCUUGUCUUACGAGCAGAACGGCAUGUGGGACAAGGCUCAGAAGCUCUACGAGGCCGCGCAGCUGAAGGCGCGCACUGGAGUCAUUCCCUUCUCCCAGGCUGAGUACAUGCUCUGGGAAGAUCAUUGGGUGUUGUGCGCCCAGAAGCUUCAACAGUGGGAGAUCCUCCAGGACUUCGCCAAGCAUGAAAAUUUCCAGGACUUGCUGUUGGAGUGCGCCUGGCGCAACACGGACAUGUGGCAAGACGCUCAACACCGGGAGGCUUUGGACAAUGUCAUCAAAGGCGUCAUGGAUGCCCCGACACCGCGAAGAGCCUUCUUCCAGGCGUUCAUGUCUCUGCUCAAGUUCCACAACCAGCAGGAGACCAUUACCGACUUUGCUCGCGUCUGUGAUGAGGCAAUUCAGCUUUCGAUCAGAAAAUGGCAUCAGUUGCCCGAACGGCUCACGAAGGCCCACAUCCCGGUGCUGCAAAACUUCCAGCAGCUUGUCGAACUGCACGACGCCAGCGUGAUUUGCCAGAGCUUGGCGAUCACAAACUCCUCCAACUUGGACGGCAAGUCGGGCGAACUCAAGCUGCUGCUUGGCGCGUGGCGGGAUAGGCUCCCUAAUGUCUGGGACGACAUCACUGCUUGGCAGGAUCUGGUGACCUGGCGACAGCACAUCUUCAGCCUGAUCAACCAAACUUAUCUGCAGCUGCUUCCGCAACAGAAUCAGUCGAAUGCAGGCAGCGCCAAUUCGUUUGCCUACCGCGGCUACCACGAGACCGCUUGGAUCAUCAACAGGUUCGCACACGUGGCUCGCAAGCACAACCUGCCAGAGGUGUGCAUCAGCCAGCUGAGUCGCAUCUACACUCUUCCGAACAUUGAAAUCCAGGAAGCGUUCCUCAAACUCCGCGAGCAGGCCAAGUGCCACUACGAGAACCCCGAUGAGCUGUCUAGCGGAUUGGACGUGAUCAACAAUACCAACUUGAAUUACUUCAAUGCGCAGCAGAAGGCGGAGUUCUACACCCUCAAGGGCAUGUUCCUCGAGAAGCUGAACCAAAAGGAAGAAGCCGACCACGCCUACGGCACCGCCUUAUACUUUGACAUUGGCGCGGCAAAGGCGUGGGCCGAAUGGGGCUACUUCAACGACCGCAAGUUCAAGGAGGAUCCUUCCGACUUGAACGCAGCCCGGCAGGCCUUGACCUCCUACCUGCAAGCCGCGGGCAGUUACAAGAAUGCCAAGUCUCGGAAGCUUCUGGCCCGAAUCCUUUGGCUCCUCAGCCUGGACGACUCCAAGGGCACUAUCGCCAUGGGUUUCGACGAUUUCAAGGGCGAGACGCCUACGUGGUACUGGAUCACUUUCAUACCGCAGCUGCUCACCGGCUUAGGUCACAAGGAGGCUCCUCGCGUCUACCAGAUCUUGCUGAGCAUUGCAAAGUCGUACCCACAAGCUUUGUACUUUCAGCUUCGCACGAAUCGCGAGGACAUGCACCUCAUCCGCAAGAACCAGGAAGCCAAGGAGCGGAACCGCCAGCGUGCGCAGUCCACGGCGUCGAACGGUAAGGCCAGUGCGUCGCCGUCGCAGGCCAAGCAAGAACCCCCCAAGACGGAGGGAGCCACUUCGCGGCCCGGAACUGCCAGCGGAGGGGACUCAGCACAGGUCAAGACCGAAAGCGGCGACGCCAACGCCGCGUCUUCGGCUACGCCUGCACCAGCAGCCGCGACUCCCGCCGGAACUGCGCAGGCACCCGGUCAGGGUCAAGGGCAGGGCCAGAAGAAGCCCCCGUGGGACCUCACCGAGGAGAUCAUGGCGGUGCUCAAGACGGCGUUCCCUCUGCUCGCGCUGUCGAUGGAGACCAUGGUGGACCAGAUCCAGAAGCACUUCAAGUGUCCCCCGGAUGAAGAUGCUUACCGCCUGAUUGUCGCGCUCCUCAACGAUGCGCUGACGUACGUCAGCCGCACGCCCGCGUCCUUCGCUAAAAGCGUCAAGCUGCCAUCCGCAACGGAGACCAACAUCACUCGUUUCGCCGAGACAAUUCUGCCAAACCACAUCAAGAAGUCGUUCGAGGCAGACUUUGUGGAAGUGAAGCCGACAAUGUACGAGUACAUCCACAAGCUCCGACGCUGGCGCACAAAGUUCGAGGAGAAGCUGGACCGCCGAGUCUGCCAGUCGCCUCUGGAGCAGUUCUCGCCCCAUCUCAGCGAAUUCCGGUACCAGAAGUUCGAUGACGUCGAGAUACCGGGCCAGUAUCUGCAGCACAAGGACAAGAACCAGGACUUCAUCCGGAUCGAGCGUUUCCUGCCCAACGUGGACCUGGUGCGGUCGUAUAGCGCGUCGUAUCGACGCCUGAAGAUGCGCGGCCACGACGGCAGCGUCCACCCCUGGGCGGUGCAGCAUCCGGCGGCCAGGCACUGCAGGCGUGAGGAGAGGAUUCUGCAGCUGUUCCGACACCUGAACCAGACGCUGAACAGGAAGAAGGAGAGCCGCCGACGCGACCUUCAUUUCACGCUGCCGCUCAUGGUUCCUCUUGCGCCGCACAUCCGGAUCGUCCAGGAAGAUACAUCGUACAUCUCUCUGCAAGCAGUGUACGAGGACCACUGCCGACACGCGGGCCUGCCCAAGGAUGACCCAGUCCUGUUCACGCUGGAGAAGUUGCGUGGCGUGCUGGAGACUAAGACUCAGCAGGGCAAGGUCGAACUGACGCCGACGGCGCGACUGGAAGUGUUCAACGCCGUUCAAGAGAAGUGGGUGCCGUCGACCAUCGCACUACAAUACUUCCAGGCCGUGUACCCGCAGUUUGCCGACUUCUGGCUGUUCCGACGGCAGUUCUCGUACCAGCUGUCGGCGCUGACGUUUAUGACGUACAUCCUAUACAUGCACAACCGUUACCCGUCCAAGCUCAACAUUGCACGCGGAUCGGGUAACAUUUGGGGCUCGGAGCUCAUGUCGUUUAUGAGCAACAACAAGCCCUUCUUCACGAAUCCCGAGCCGGUGCCAUUCCGACUCACGCCCAACUUGCAGGUGCUCAUGGGCCCGCUGGCGAUGGAGGGUAUCUUUGCAUGCUCGCUCAUGGCCAUUGCGCGGUGCCUGACGCAGCCUGAGCACGAGCUGGAGCACGCGCUGACGCUGUUCGUACGGGACGAGAUGAUCUUCUGGCUGACGAGCAGCCACCGGAACGGCAUUAGUGAGAGCCAGCUCCGCGAGACUGUCCAGGUGAACAGCGAUAGCAUCGUUAAGAGGGCGGCCAGCCUGGCACACAACCCGUCGGGCAACUUGCCGGCGAACCAGACGGUCAUUGACGCCAUUGCCAAGGCCGUCAACCCCAUGCACCUGGCGCAGUGCGACGCGCUGUGGAUGCCGUACCUCUGA